GUUCAUAUGUAUGGGAGCGCACGCGCGCGUCUAUGAGCGCAUAUGAUGAAAGCUUGUGCCACUGACCUGAGCUGCAACUCGUAACGCAGCGCUAUACUACUGUAUUUGGUAGUGUCAGCACUUUUUAUUUCACGCACUGCUUUACAAUUAUUUCCCCGAAAGCUGAUGGAAAAAAAAGAUGGCAAAUGCAGCGGAGCACCAUCAUCAGAGAGAGACAGCGGAGUUGCUCGUUUUUAACCUUUUGCUGAUUUUAACUUUUUUAACGGUGUGGUUGUUCAAACACCGGCGAUUCCGUUUCUUGCACGAAACCGGUGGCGCUAUGUUUUAUGGCCUACUGAUGGGACUAAUUCUUUGCUAUUCAACAUUCCAACCAGACACGGAGAGCAGAGCUGUGUACAGGUGUUUGAAUCUGAACAGCAGCCUAAACUCCUUGAUGGUUAACAUCUCAGGUCAAGUCUACCAAUAUCAGUACACAAGAGAAAUCAGCCGGAACAACAUCCAUGGUAACCAUGGGAAUGAGAUGCUGCAGAAGCUGACAUUUGACCCAGAAGUCUUUUUCAACCUGCUAUUGCCUCCCAUUAUAUUUCAUGCAGGUUACAGUUUGCGGAAGAAACAUUUUUUCCGCAAUUUGGGAUCAGUUCUAACCUUUGCUUUUUUUGGGACAGCUAUCUCUUGCAUCGUGAUUGGGGCAAUUGUGUACGGCUUUGUUAAAGCCAUGACGCACAUCGGCCAGAUUAAUGGAACGGAUUUCCACUUCACUGACUGUCUCUUCUUCGGGGCUUUGAUGUCAGCCACUGACCCAGUGACAGUGCUGGCCAUCUUCAAUGAGCUGCAUGUGGACACAGACUUAUACACACUCCUGUUCGGAGAAAGUGUGCUCAAUGACGCCGUUGCCAUCGUUCUCACUUAUUCCAUAGCAAUCUACAGCCCAAAGGAGAACCCCCACGUGUUUGAUGGUAGGGCCUUCUUUCAGUCAGUUGGACAUUUUGCUGGAAUUUUUGCAGGAUCUUUUGCUAUUGGAACAGCCUACACAGUUGUUACUGCUCUGUUGACCAAAUUUACUAAGCUGUGUGACUUUCCCAUGCUGGAGACUGGAUUAUUUUUCAUCUUGUCGUGGAGUGCAUUUCUUUCUGCAGAGGCUGCUGGCCUUACAGGAAUUGUUGCAGUCCUCUUCUGUGGUAUUACACAAGCCCAUUACACCUACAACAACCUUUCAGAAGAAUCCAAAGCAAUAACCAAACAGCUGUUCCACUUCAUGAAUUUCCUUGCGGAGAACUUCAUCUUUUGUUACAUGGGCCUUGCGCUGUUCACAUUUCAGAACCACAUCUUCAAUGCCCUCUUCAUCACUGGCGCUUUUAUAGCUAUCUUUGUAGCUAGAGCAUGCAAUAUAUAUCCUCUGUCUUUCCUACUGAACCUUGGCAGAAAGAACAAGAUUCCCUGGAAUUUUCAGCACAUGAUGAUGUUUUCAGGUCUUCGUGGUGCCAUAGCUUUUGCAUUGGCCAUCCGGGACACUGGGACUCAAGCCAAGCAGAUGAUGCUUACCACAACCCUGCUCAUUGUGUUUCUCACGGUCUGGGUGUUGGGUGGAGGUACAACGUCUAUGCUGACAUGGCUGCACAUCAGGGUUGGUGUUGAUCCUGAUGAAGAAAUGAAAACAGAAGUAGCCAAUCAGGCAGCCACCGGGGAUUUGGGGACAAGUGUGACACAAGCAGAAAGUGCAUGGCUCUUCAGUAUGUGGUACACCUUUGAUCACAAAUACAUCAAGCCCAUCCUGACCCAUUCUGGUCCACCUUUAACAGCAACAUUGCCAGUGUGGUGUGGGCCAAUCGCCAAAAUCCUGACCAGUCCACAUGCAUAUGAGAACCAAGAGCAGCUAUACAAUGAAGACUCGGAUUUCAUCAGCCAAGAUGAACUGACUGUAAAUGUUGAAAGCACAACAGAGCGUCCCUGGACAGUGAGGGUCGAUGCAGAUGAUGGGGUGCCACCUGCACACCAAGAAAGCUUGCAGGAGGGAGAUCUUGGGCUGGGUGGGUAUGCCUCUAGUGUUGGGAAUUCAUGUGCCUAAUGCCGAGCAGACACUGUCUUGAGAGGCUACAGAAAACUGGAACAUAUGUAUGCCUUUCUCACAUGUGAACAUUUAGGUAUCUGCGUACAAAUCAAAUUUUUGCCAGGGUUCCCUCCAAAUAUGCAUUUAAACUGUGAAGGAAAGAACUGGACAUUUAGUCUGGAGUGUGUGAUCUUCAUUUAAACUGUGAAAGAGUAUUAGAGCUGGGCAUUUACUCUGUACUGUGGAGUACAUGCCAGUGUCAACUUGACAUUAGCAUCCACAAUAAAAGUGAAAUGAUACCAAUACAGAUAAUAAUAAUAAUUAUUGCUUUUUUUGCUGCAAAUGGGAAGUUUGUUUGUUGCAAUCAGUAACACAUUCCAGUCACAGGAACAGAUCAUUCACACCAAAUGAGUGAAACUCCUCAGGGGCUAAUGGUGGGUGCAAGUACUUAAUUUCACAAUAUUUUUAUCCAUCCAUCUAGGGUGACAGAGAACAAGAUCCUAUCCUGACAACACUAGGCAUAAGGCAAGGUAUAGUAUCAAUUUAUUAAAGAGCACAGCAACCCCCUAAAUUAGUUACAGGGUGAAACUGAGAAAAUGGAAUGCUUGGCAGAAGGACCUCAGUGCAUAAGGAGGGCAGGAAGCCUCUAAUCCUGCAAGAGAUUAAAAAUGACCUGAACUUGACUUGAGUAUUAGUGGUUUACUCAGAAAUAGAUGAGAAAUAGGACAUGGAAGAGCCAGUCUGUUGGCACCUCUUUUCACAGGCACAUUAGCAGAUCUUACAAAGCUGGCAAGUCUGUAGCACAGUUCACUUAUUGAUACUCUUAUCACAUUUCACUUGGAGCAUUUUUAUCUGAGACAAUCCAAUGGCUGGGUAAGUGUGUAUGGGCUGCUCUGCUACGCCUUGCUACUUUCAGUCUUUCGGAGUAAGUUUAAGCAUAAGUGAAGCCAUGCAUUCUGGGUGUCAUGUCAAUAAGCCGUGCAUAUCAGUGCUGUGUAGAAAUGGGAUGAAUAUAAAUGUGAAGAGGGGUUUAUCAGAUUGAUUAUAAACAGCAGUAGUCUUUCUUUCACCUCUUGAAACCUUAACAUUUUUCAUAUUUUGCUGUUUAAUAAUUGCAUUCCAAAUGCAUUUAAAAUAGAUGUUAAUUUUAUUGAUCAAAUUACACAUUGCACACUUUUAAUAUACAAUAAAAAAUAUACAGAUAUUAAAUAUAUUGAUGGUUAUAUUCAAUAAUUUCACAUUGUGCACUGGGCUUAUUACCAAAUGUGCACAUUUUAAAAUAAAAUAGUCCCUCCUAUUAAUCUGUGUGUUGAACCCACUUAAGCGCAGUUUUAGUUGUGUCCAGGCAGCUUUGUAAGUAAAGCAAAAAGCAAAAUUAAACAAUGCAGUAGACGGAUCCAGGGCUCGCUCAUGCACAUAUCCAGACUAGCACAAUUUUGAGUUAUCAAUUGACCUAAUAUGUGGAGUGGUGGCACUGAGGCUAGGGAUCUGCACUGGCAAUUGGAAGGUUGCUGGUUCAUAUCCCGUAAACAGCAAAAGUGACUCUACUUCGUUGAGCCCUUGAGCAAGGCCUUUAACCUGCAAUUGGUCCUUUAAUCUGCAUCCAUGUAUGCCCUCCAACAUGCAGGGAAAAUUCUGAGGGUUGGUGGCAGAAUAGGCACGCCAGCUAUCAUAGUAAACCUCACAUUGGUUCCAUUCCAUCUGAACUAGUGUGGUGCUGAGGUGUCACCCGUUGCAUGGCUGCACACAGGUCCUAAUCUGGAUCCU
This is a messenger RNA of Polypterus senegalus (gray bichir), 3814 nucleotides long. RefSeq names its product sodium/hydrogen exchanger 9-like. Gene Ontology annotation, molecular function: sodium:proton antiporter activity. The coding region runs from base 179 to 2065 and encodes 628 amino acids. The transcript is spliced from 16 exons. Gene Ontology annotation, biological process: regulation of pH; proton transmembrane transport; sodium ion transport. Gene Ontology annotation, cellular component: recycling endosome; membrane. The record is from RefSeq and is a predicted model, not a curated record. Lineage: Eukaryota; Metazoa; Chordata; Cladistia; Polypteriformes; Polypteridae.